GACACUGGAGCUGGGGCCAUGUAAUGUAAGUUAGUUUGGAGUUGGCACACGUGCCUAGCCAAGCUAAGGCCAUGGCUCACUCAGCAUAUGUUAGUUAUGGAGUCUUUAAGUUUUGUACAUAAUAUGUUUAGAAGAAUGAAAGUAUUAAUAGAAGCUGAAACUAGUCGUGUCAUAAGGACCUGGUAGAAAGAAGAACCAAUACUGUCACACAAAUAUGGAAAUUUAUCAUGGAUGCAUAACAGCUAGAGGUAAAUUUACCCUCCUAUCAAAUUAGUGAUCGCUGUUUUUAAAUUCUUUGGAGUGUGAAACUAAAAUAUGAAACAAUUACUGGCAUGGGUGAACAUUAUAUAUUAUGUAAAAACCUAAGACUGCAGCAUUGUUUAGUUAACCGGAUUUACUCUAAACAAAGUUACGUGUAGGUCUCGUUUGGACAUGCCUCUGUGCGUUUUAUGAAAAAGUGCUACGAUUUUAUGAAUGUUAAUGUUACUGGCGCUAUCGUCAUUUCACUUCUUCUUUUCGGGUGACAUCGCAGUCAAUCAUUUCCAGGCGGUAAACUAUUUUCACAUCAGAAAUGUUUUAGCUUCGAAACAGAUAAGAUGAUUGAAAAAGCGGGAGUAGCUAUGGUAAAAACCAAACCUUACCGGUUAAAGUGGAAGAAUAACUUGGAGUUUUUACUGUCCCUUAUUGGAUAUAGUGUAGGAUUGGGUAAUAUUUGGAGAUUCCCGUACCUAUGUGCCUUGAACGGCGGAGCUGUGUUCCUUAUUCCGUACGCCAUAUUCAUGUUUUUAGUGGCGUUUCCACUAUCAUUUUUGGAACUGUCAAUUGGUCAGUUUUCUGGUAAAAGUACAUACGAUGUGUGGGAUAUCUGUCCAGCAUUCAGAGGUUUAGGAGUAGCAAUGAUCGUCGUCACAGGCAUCCUUUGUUUAUAUUAUACCAUGAUCCUAGCCUGGAUUUUAUACUAUCUGUUUCAUUCCUUUAUGUCACCGUUACCAUGGACGACCUGUGGCAAUUGGUGGAAUACAGACACGUGCUUUGUUCAUCAAUACAGAACCGACAAUUUUACCAGCACUGGUGGGAACCACACCAAUAAUCUUACAAGCAGUUUACGUAAUCUCGUCCAAUACGCAACAAACUAUUCAUCAUUGAUGAAUACAAAUGUUUCUUCGACGCAUGUGAAUAUUUCAACCAUUGGUCUUACUGCACCUGAAGAAUUUUGGAACUACAAUGUAUUAAGGAUGUCAACUGGAUUAGAUGAUUUAGGCAGUAUGCAAUGGCAACUGGUUGUUCCACUUAUAAUUAGUUGGAUAAUUAUAUUUCUCUGUAUAAUAAAAGGUGUCAAAUCCGCUGGAAAGGUGGUAUAUCUGACAGCUAUAGCACCGUACAUCAUUAUUACAAUCAUUUUAAUUAGAGCCGCUACCUUGCCUGGUGCCAUAGAUGGUGUAAAAUUCUACAUAAUUCCUGAUUUUAGUAAAUUAGCUAAUCCUCAGAUGUGGGUACAGGCGUUGAUGCAAAUAUUUUAUUCAGCGGGGAUGGGGUGGGGAGGAUUUAUCACAAUGUCUAGUUAUAAUAAAUUUGAUAACAAUGUUAUGAGGGAUACCAUCAUUUUUUGUAUUGUUGGAGAAGGUACAAGUUUUUAUGCUGGUUUUGUGGUAUUUUCUAUCCUUGGCUUCAUGUCCCACCAAACUGGUCUAGACAUAGCCGAGAUUAUCCGUACAGGACCUGGUCUAGCUUUCAUUGCUUAUCCAGAAGCACUUAGUCAGCUACCAAUACCUCAAUUAUGGGCGGUAUUAUUUUUCUUGAUGCUUGUUUUUGCUGCACUGGAUUCAAUGUUUGUUAAUGUGGAAGUAUGCGUAACGGCAAUAACAGAUUUGAUCCCCAAAUCAACUCCAAAACUACGCUUAAUGAUUACAGCAGUCACGUGUUUCCUGAUGUGUUUGGUUAGUUUGAUAUUCACAUCUCAAGCAGGAAUAUAUAUAUAUCAGCUUGUAGAUUGGUAUAUGUCAGCCGUUAUAGUCUUUCUAAUAACAGUUCUGGAGGUUAUAAUUAUUGGAUGGAUAUACGGAGCGGAUCGUUAUUUUGGUGAUAUGGAAAUGAUGCUAGGAAAGCGGCCAUUGUUCCUGUUUAAGAUUCUCUGGAAAUUUAUAAAUCCUUUAAUUCUAUCUGUAAUUCUUGUAUUUACUCUAGUUCAAUAUCAACCACCCACUUAUGGAGACUAUGUGUAUCCACCAUAUGCUAGUGCUAUAGGAUGGAUUAUAGCUUUAAUAUCUGCUGUACCUAUACCUAUAUGGAUGAUCCGAGAAUUCAUUACUAGAAAAGGUCCAUUGUUACAGAGAAUAAAAUUAUCAUUUCAACCCAAUGAAAAGUGGGGUCCUGCCAAAGAUUAUAAACUGGCAAUACAAUCUGAUUGUAAGGAACUACAGAGUAUGAAAUCUUGAAAUAGUACCAUCUUCAUUCAGAGAAUAAAACCAUCGUUUUAAAGUAAUAAUAAAAGAGAGUCUGUACAGGAUUAUAAACGGACUAUAAUCUUAAAAUCAUGUAUUCAGAUGCUUAAACAGAAUAUGAAAAUUAGAAUUCUCUGUUUUACUUUCAUACGAUUCUAUGUGGCGACAAAAUACCAUAAAGGACGCGGUUAAUAACAGAAUACACAACGCCGUGUACUGAUUUUAAAAUGUUCGUUGUGUCUUAAAUAUGGGAUAUUAGGAUCCCAUAUUUUCACGAUAAGAUAUUGAAUUCUACAUUUAAUUCGUGUUUUUAAUUUCGAAUAUUAUGAAUAAUAUUGAGUUAAAAGUUUAGCUCUUUUAAAUUAACAGUAGUGAACUUAAACCUAUAAACCUCCUAAUUAUUACAGGAGUACGGGUUCUUCACGAUAUUACAUUUA
This is a messenger RNA of Patella vulgata (common limpet), 2878 nucleotides long. Its product is annotated as sodium- and chloride-dependent GABA transporter 1-like. The transcript is spliced from 14 exons. Gene Ontology annotation, cellular component: membrane. Gene Ontology annotation, molecular function: L-amino acid transmembrane transporter activity. Gene Ontology annotation, biological process: sodium ion transmembrane transport. The record is from RefSeq and is a predicted model, not a curated record. NCBI's taxonomy places the organism in Eukaryota, Metazoa, Mollusca, Gastropoda, Patellidae. The coding region runs from base 597 to 2435 and encodes 612 amino acids.